Molecule: messenger RNA, 1648 nt
Organism: Panicum hallii
Lineage: Eukaryota; Viridiplantae; Streptophyta; Magnoliopsida; Poales; Poaceae
Product: F-box protein FBW2-like
Exons: 4
Coding region: 403-1380 (325 amino acids)
Molecular function (GO): protein binding
Source: RefSeq, a predicted model, not a curated record
CCCCCCCCCCCCCCGGAUCCUGACGCUGUUUCUUGUUUCUUGCUGUUUUCUCCCGCAAAUUAUUAUGGCAAGGGAAAGAUUAUAUUCUUCUUCCCCUUUUGCUUUGCCGAGCCCAAAAGGCUGAAGCUUUUGCGUUCUUCCCCACAAAUAUCUGGAGCCAUGCCUUUUGUUUUGCUUGGCCAUGGGGUGAAAUAGUAUGUGGGAUGGCCACCAAUUGGCAUGCUGCCCUUUUUUCAUCCCUGCAGCUGCAAGAGGCCUUCUUUUUAGAUCUGUGCCUUCCUCUUCCUGGCUGCCUUCUUUGGGUUUGCUCACAGCACACACAAGCCAUUUUACUGCUUGGAGGCUGCCACUUUUAGUAUCCCUGGCUCUUGAGUGAUCUCCAAGGGGAGGGGGAGGGGACUGAUGGGGGAAUGCGAGGACGCGGAGGAGUACAGGUGCUGGGAGGAGCUUCUGCCGGACGCGCUGGGCCUCAUCUUCCGCAACCUGCCGCUCCAGGAGGUGCUCACCGUCCUGCCGCGGGUUUGCAAGUCCUGGGGCCGGGUAGUCGCCGGCCCCUACUGCUGGCAGGAGAUCGACAUCGAGGAGUGGAGCCAGCAGCAGAGCAAGCCGGAGCAGAUCGGCCGCAUGGUCGAGCUGCUCGUCGGCCGCAGCGGCGGCUCGUGCCGCCGCAUCAGCGUCUCCGGGCUGCCCUGCGACCCGCUCCUCUCGUUCAUAGGAGACCACGCACGAGCUCUUCGCGCCCUGGAGAUUCCACGGAGUGAGAUCAGCGACUCGAUCGUGGAAACCGUGGCUCCCCGGCUAUCCAACGUCACUUUCCUGGACAUCAGCAGCUGCACCAAGAUCGGGGCUCGCGCCCUGGAGGCCUUCGGCAAGCACUGCAAGUCCCUGGUCGGGCUCCGGCGGGUGAUGCACCCGAUCGACCUGGUGGACAAGGAGUGCCAGCACGACGAGGCCCACGCCAUCGCGUGCAGCAUGCCCAAGCUUCGGCACCUGGAGAUGGGGUACAUGCUGAUCACGACGGAGGCGGUGGCGGAGAUCCUGGGGCAGUGCCGCGAGCUCAAGUUCCUGGACCUGCGCGGGUGCUGGGCCGUGGACGACAAGUUCCUGCGGGAGCGCCACCCGGGGCUGCGCGUGCUGGGCCCGCGCGUGGAGGACUGCUACGAGAACAGCUACUGGGAGGAGUGCUCCGACUACUCGGACGACGACUCGUCCAUCUACUCGUGGGAGUUCAUGGACGAUGCCGACGGCUACUACACCGUCGGCAGCGACGACGAGGCCAUCUGGGACGACGGCCAGGGCCUCGAGAACCUCGAGGUCAGGUUCUACGGCGGCGGAUUCAGCGAGAGCUUCGCCGGCUUCGACUGGCCACCGUCGCCGUGAGAUGAUUGCAGCAGUUAGAUCUUGCUUGCUUCUACUCCGUGUGCGCGUGUGCGUGUGUUGUUCCUGAGCUUGCAGAUAUGUUGCAGUACCGAGUCUGCGACAUCACUACUCCCUCUCCCUCUCCCUCUCCCUCUCCCUAGCUUGCAGAUAUGUUAAGUGGACUGCUAAUAGUACAAUCUGGAUGUAAACUCUGGUGUUUACAUGAAGCAAAUCAACAUGCACCGGUGGCGGUGAGAUUUCACCGUGCCAUUCUAGAGAAAAACACAAA